Molecule: messenger RNA, 1859 nt
Organism: Cephus cinctus (wheat stem sawfly)
Lineage: Eukaryota; Metazoa; Arthropoda; Insecta; Hymenoptera; Cephidae
Gene: Pex13
Product: probable peroxisomal membrane protein PEX13
Exons: 6
Coding region: 492-1643 (383 amino acids)
Biological process (GO): protein import into peroxisome matrix, docking
Cellular component (GO): peroxisomal membrane; peroxisomal importomer complex; peroxisome
Molecular function (GO): protein binding
Source: RefSeq, a predicted model, not a curated record
GUAUAAGUUCUAUGAUAAAACCGUAGCGCUGAGCAUCUCCCUAUUCAUCUCUGGUUGUGCAUCUCCCUACUCAUCUCUGUUACAAUAGCACGUCAAAAAGACUUCACUAGAUUUAGUUUAUGAUAAAACUUGUUUUCGUUUGCAUUCAAUGAAUGAUGUUGAUAAGCGGGGCGACCGUAACCUAGGGGUCCAUUGGAAAUGUUACUCAGGGUAAUUCGGGCACGUUGCGUCUCUUUUUAUUAUCGUUAUUAUGAAGAGGAUAGAAUGAUACUAGAGUCGACUCUAGAGAGGUUUUUGAAUGUACGUCAGUGAUUAUGGUGGCAGAUUCACGACCAGAAGGUUCAAAGUUCGCGGCCAAGUUCCCAGCGACAUUCACCAAUAAGUUUUCAUAUUGGGUUUCAUAAGAAAAUUUAAGUGUCCCCGUUGGGGGUAUAAGCAUAUAGAAAAGGAAGGACUCUUCAUCUGAGUGUUGGCAUCUUUCUCAUAGUAGUAUGAACCAGCAAAGAAUCAAUGGAAUGAAUUGCAAUCAAUUCAGAAGUGCAACUGACUUUGUAAUGAGUGGGCCUGGUCCACAAGGAGCUACUCACAGCCCAGGUGUACCAAAUAGAGUUCCACCACCCUUGCCGCCACGAAGGACAAUACAAAGUUUACAACCGUACAGUAAUUAUGGACCAUUAGGAUCAAGUUUUGGAUAUGGAAAUAAUUGGAAUUAUAGAGGAUAUGGUGGAUAUGGGAGAAAUGGACCUUAUCCUGGUAUAUCAUCUUAUAAUGACUAUGGUCAAUUUGGUGGACCUAGUGGAGAUGUAGAAAGUAGGUUUGUUCAGUUUGCUGAGGAGAGUACCCGUCCAGCAUUUCAUUCAAUAGAAACUAUGAUCUCUACAUUCUCCUCUGUUACCAUGAUGUUAGAAUCAACGUUUUUUGCUAUGACAAGUUCGUUUAGAGCGAUAUUAAGUGUGGCUGAUAAUAUAGGAAAAUUACGCUCAAGCUUUGGUCAGUUUCUUAGCGUAUUUGCAUUGAUACGCUUUAUGAAAUGGUUAUGGUGGAAGAUCAUGUAUUCGCUAGGUUUACGCGCAAAUGAUCCGAAUAUCGAAGUUGUGUGGCAAAAGACUGCACUAGAAGUAAUCAAUGGGGAGAGGACAGGACCUUCUAAUUGGCCAAUUUUUAUGUUUCUUAGUCUCUUAUUUGCUAUUCCUUAUCUAAUUCAUAAACUAGUAAAUAAAUCACAACAAACUAAAAUUAAUCCUAAUAAUCCAAAUGAAUGGAUGCAAUGCAAUGAGCCAAUAUACACUGCAAUAGCCUCGUACGAUUUUAAUGCCUCAUCCAAUGAUGAACUUAAUUUGAAAUGUGGUAAAAAAGUAUGGGUAGCUCCAAAAUCUCUACAACCAAGGGAUUCUCCUGGCUGGUGGAGAGUGACUGAUAGUAUAAACGUUGGACUUGUUCCCGCAUCGUAUCUGACUCUUGCUGGUCAACUGAAGAAAAAAACAGAAUCAAAUGAAACACAUGUUUCUACGCCAAAUACGAAAGAUGAUACCACUUUACAAGACACUAAUAAGAAUGAAAAAGCUGAGUCAGAAUCUAAAAUGACAUCCGAUUUUCAAAAUUUUGAACAAGAAUUCAAUGCAGAGGAAAAGCUAGAAUUUUAAAUAGUCUAGGAAUCUCUGUGUUUGACUACAUUCACAAGAUGAUCUACUCAAAUAAAUCUAUGGAAUAAAUCACCAGAUUGUCUUAUAAGUUAAUUUUACAUUCGAAAACUUGAGUUACAAAAUGCAUAUUAUUAUUAAAGUUACUCAUCUAUAAUUGUCUGAAAAGUUUUUAUUCCUAUAUAAGUUGUUAAUGAAAUGAAUCGUUUUUAUAUAAUA